Coregonus sp. 'balchen' is the source of this 24963-nucleotide messenger RNA. The record is from the annotation of a GenBank genome assembly. NCBI's taxonomy places the organism in Eukaryota, Metazoa, Chordata, Actinopteri, Salmoniformes, Salmonidae.
AUGGAGUACAAAGGAAUCUCAGCCAUGGUGAGAAAGUUGUGAGUUGUCUUGAUGCCUCCGUCUCUCCUCUCAUCUCCCACAGCUCACGACAUUGUCAUUGUAAUGUGCUCUCUCUUGCGUGAGACAAAACUCUCAUCUUAAUUGAUUAAAAGGAGUAGGGAGGGAGAAGAGGGGGCCUGCAUAAAUCAGACAAAGAGAACUGUCAAAGACCACUGGCCAUGGAGUGGAAUAUGAAACAGACCUGUGUGAUGAAUGAUCUCAGAUGGAAGAUCAUGACAUGUGCUAUAAUUAAUCAUUUUGGUCAUGGAUUUAACUCUUAGGACAUCUUUGGAUGAGAACUUGUUUAAGCUGUGAUACUGACACACGCAUACACCGUACCUGGGCAACUUUUCAAGUACUCAAGGUAGUUGAAUAUAGUUUAUAUAGAGUUUCAACUGAUAUUCAAAUACAGGUCUCUGAAAAACAUAUAAGACUUGAAAAUAUUUUGAGUACCUCUCAGAAAACCAAAUAAUAUUUGAAGGUAUUUGAAUAUAUGCAAGUUAUUUGAAAACCAAAAAAUAUUUAUUUGAUGGCUGCCAAAUAUUUGAUGAAGAGACAAACAGAGUAGACCACUUUUGCAGCUUUAAAAUGGCUAACACAAAUAUGUUCAUAAUGAGUGAGACACAAGGUAAUACAGUAACACUUGACAUCAAGAUCUUUGGAAAUUGCUUUAUAAUUGCAUAAUAAUGGAGUUAUUACAUAAGUGGAAUAAGGAACAGUCACUAUUCCUCUUGUGUACAGUAGUUACAAAAACGGUCAGCUCAUUGCUAUGCAAUUAAAAUGCAAUUACCAAAGUGUUAUGUAACAUGAAAAUAAAAAGUAACAAAAUAUGGCUGUUAAAUAUGCACUAAGCAGAAAUCGCUCCGCUAUUUCCUGGUUGCUAAAAUUCUAAUAGUUCACCUAAUUUCAGUUUAUGUGACAAAACCAGCAAGUGUAGUGUAGAGCCCUCAAACUCAACUCUGGGUCUUGAAGCCAGUUCCACUGCAUUUUUUAAUUGUUCCCCUCUAAUCAGGGAUUGAUUUAGACCUGGGACACCAGGUGUGUGCAAUUAAUUAUCAGGUAGAACAGAAAACCAGCAGGCUCCGGACCUCGUAGGGUAACAGUUGAGUACCCCUGGUGUAGAGAAUCAUUGUACUAUCUAAACCGCCGUGAAAUAUAUUUUCCAUAACCCAAAAUAUUGUGUUUUCAGCUGUUUGAAGCUGGUGUAAAAAAACGCAGAAACCUGAACAGCUACAGCCAGGGUAGGUGGAAAAUCAUGUUAGUUUGUAUUCUGUGUAAACUAUCCCUUUAAAGAUGGUAUAUUGUGUGUUUGAUACAAGAACACUUACCAUCAGAUGGACAAAAAGGUAAAGAAGUUGUUUUUGCUAAGCAUCCAACUUGCUGUUUGCAAAUGGCUUUGAAUUACUCUGCAGUAUUUUCAGGUGUCAUAAAAUUAAUAGCAGCUUUCAACCUUUUCAGUGGCAUGUUGAAAGAGUCAUACAGUAAUUGAGCGUCACAACUUUAUUUAUACUUAUCUGUACAAAAUAUCAUUGGUUAAUUGGUUUGACUUGAUUAUCUACUUGAUUACCUGGGGCAAUAGACAUUCAGGAGAAUGGACAUUUACAAAAUGUUCAGAUAGAAAUGUAUUGUGUAGAUCAAAUAUGACUGUCAGAUUGGAAUAGUACAGGAGAUUGUGUGUUCUAUUCAUUCUAUUUCUAUCUUCAACAUGCAGUUACAGCCCUGAUACAGCCCUGCCAUUAGUUGAAGGCAUCCAAUCUAAUAGUUUCAGAAAAGUAAUCACUUCCUGAGAUCUGUAUUCAAAUAUAUAUUUUUUAAGUAGUUGCUUUCUAAGAUCUGUAUUCAAAUAGGUUUUAAAAGGUCAUCACUUUCAAAUAUUAAAGUAGUAAUUAAACUUUAUUCCCCCGGGAAAAUGUAUUGCUUUCCAAAAGCAUAGUUAAAACUAUAGUUGUUCCAGGUCUGACACACGCACGCACGCACACAGUGAAAAAAAAGAUCUGCCUAUGUGCCCUUGAGCAAGGCAUUUAACCCUAAUUGCUCCCGGGGCGCUGUAGAAUAGUGACCCUGGCCGUGAUCCUACUCCCUGCGGGUGUCUCAGGGGGAGUUGGGAUAUGCAAGAAACACAUUUCCAUUGCACACUUGUUUGUAACAGGACAAAUAUAAGAACCACCCCAAAUAAUAAUAAUUAUUAUUAUUAUUACACACACACACACACACACACACACACACACACACCUGUCUGUCACAUAAAUUAAAGAGCUGUCAUACUUCUGUCCCACUGUGUCUUUUAGCAGGGGAACUCUGUUGCUGGGACAAUGAGCCAUGGGGUGAAUGAUAACUCUCUGGGAGGUCAACUUCUGAUUAGCUAGCAAUUAUUUAUCCUUUCUGGAAACACAAAGGCAUAAUAGUUGUUCAUAAAGCCAAGCCACCAUAUUAAAUGUAUCUCUGGUCUCAUUAAUUGAUAAGAAAAUCCAUUGGGAUUACUUUCAUACUAAUUUCUAAAGACAAAUGUGUCCAUAAUCGUCCGUCUCAAUUGAGACCAAGAGAGUCAAAUGAGAAUUAGGCCUAACCUUUUUAGAUUAGGCUAUUUUGUUUCUGUGAAAUAAGUCUAAUCUCUUCUGUCUGGGUGUUAUUACUGAGUUGGUGUGUGACUUAAGCUCCUUUCACAGAUAAGUUAUUUGGCAGUUAAACAGACUGAACAGUAGUAGCUUUAUGUAGGCCUAUUGUUUGCCUAUUGUUUGUCCCAUGUCACUCAUCGUUACAUUCAUUGCAUGGAAAACUGCUUGGGAUCUGAUGGGUCUAAUUUGACUAUUUGCAAAUAUGUUUCAAUGAUGGCCUAUGCCUUAUUUCUAUAUACUGCAGGCUACUCUAAGUUUAGAUGCUGUAUGUUUUAGAUCAGGGUUCCCAAACUGUGUGUGUUGCUUCCAGAGGCAGUUUGGAACGUUGAAAGUCACUUAGCUCCUCAGUAAGGCCAUUCUACUUCCAAUGUUUGUCUAUGGAGGUUGCAUGGCUGUGUGCUUGAUUUUAUACACCUGUCAGCAACAGGUGUGGCUGAAAUAGCCAAAUCCACUAAUUUGAAGGGGUGUCCACAUACGUUUGGCCAUGUAGUGUAUGUAAUCAUAUACAAAUGUAAGCAAGGUUUGAAAUUAUUAUCUUUUAGUCAAAAAUAUCAGUUUGGGCUUCUUGCAGUCAAUUUGCAGUCUACAAAUUAUUUGUAAUUAUUGCACUCACACAGGCGAUGCUACACCUGGUCAGAGACAUGUACAUGUUAGCGUAGUUAAGGGAACUAUAUACCUGCUUUGUGUUUAGGACCGAGCAGGGCAGCUCACCUUUCUCUGGCUUCGGUUACACAAAUACUGGAGCAGAUGGGAGAGAGAGAGCGAGAGACAGAAUACGGCAUAACUGCCCUUCCAUAGAGAAGGAAAGGUUUUGGAGAAUCACAUGUGAAUUAAAGUCUGUGUAUUACGUAGUGUACUGUUGUUAAAUAAUCAAAUGGGUUUGAACCCAAAUCCUCUGAACCCUAUUGAGGCCUCCAGCCCACCACCACUGUCCUGUCUGUAGACAGAUGUCUCAACGCAACGACUGUGUUUGGUGUCUGUGACUUUGGGUGGUUGUGGUUUUGGCCUGCUCUUAGCCUCUAUCCCGGACCCUUGGCAUUCCAGCCAUUCCCCUGCUACUUGGGAAAAGUGUGUGUCCCUCUAGCACCGUAUUUAUAGUGUUGAGGAGCAGCUGCUUGCCUGUCUGGACAGCCUCCACAACAGAUCCACUGUUGACAUCAAAGUGGGUGCUUCAAGGUAUGGGCUAUUUUUAAUGCUGCCUCAGUUAGCCUAACGCACCUGUUAUGUGAUAACUUUGUUAGUGUUAUAUGUAGGGAGGGAAUCCCGUCUUUGAAACAAGCACGGCUCCUGGUUUUUCUUUACAUGUGUGGUAUUGGCUUGCUUAUGCCAGUCUUGUAGAAAAUAAAGACAUCUGCACCAGGCUGCUAAGGUGCAGGGGGGAGGGGGGGUGAAAUGAAGAAAGGCUUUGGGUCUAUGCAAAUUCAGAUGUAUUCUAUUGUAGCACAAUAAAUCUAAAAUGUGCAUUGACCCUGUGGGAAGAAAUAGCAUUUUUGAAGAACCACUCAGCUUGCCCUGUCUGCCUUCCUCUGAAAGCUGGAGGAAGAAUACAUAGAUUUUUGUUUCUUCAAACCAGUGUCAUGGUUGCUUGUGGUUCCCCGCCAACAAGAGAAACAAGAAAAACAUCCACAGUACUAAAGGUCAUGGAAGAAAACAAAAUGAUUUGCUUGUGUCAUCACCUCCUCCCAGGAAUGCUUCUGGUGGAGAGAUAGACAUUUCUGUUUUCUCCAACCAUAUGUCAAGCUUGGUUCUGGUUUCUUAACAACAAGAGAAGCGUCCACAUCCACAAUAUUUUUUAUUUUAUUUCACCUUUAUUUAACCAGGUCAGCCAGUAGAGAACAAGUUCUCAUUUACAACUGCGACCUGGCCAAGAUAAAGCCAUGAUGAAAGAAAACAGUAUUCGUUUUGUUUGUGUUCAUCUUUCACCUCCUUUAUACCUUUAACAAUCCAUGUUACUAUGCUCCAAGGACCUCAAGCAAUAAGUAACAGAGAGAAGUGUUGACAUAAUUUUUAUAUGAAAUAAAUAUAAAAAAUAAUCACAUCUCCCAUAUUGAAGAAUCUAUAAAGCUCACCCCAUAGAGAUACAGCAUAAUAUAAUUCUGUGGCUCACCCAAGGUGUUUGUGUUUUUGCAGGGGGAGAAGAAUGCAGGUUUUGAUGUGCUGUACCACAACAUGAAGCAUGGUCAGAUUGCUACCAAGGAGCUGGCAGAGUUUGUCCGUGAGAGGUGAGGUGUUGUUUGGGCUGGGACGUGUGGGAGGGGUGGUACAGUAGUGAUGGGAUAUGGGGGAGGAGUGAGAUGUUUCUCAAUUAGUUUUUUCUUUCAACACAUCAGUCCAUUUGAAAAAGUUAGUUUUCAAACGUUCAUUAAGGUUUUGAAGUUUGCCUUUAAAAAUACUGAUUCCAGCAUUCUUACAAGAAAUACAUCUGUGUACAGCAGAUCAUAGUAGACUCCAUAAAGCUUGGGUAGGACAAAUAUUCCAUUCAAAAUGCAAUGCUAAGGCAAGGGAACAGCAAUACUUAUUCAUAAAAAGGUUAAAUGUACCGCUGCUGACUCGGAUCCACAGGGGCGUUUUGUUAUGGUAUCUGGUUCUCUCUUUUACACCUCUGUUUUGCUUGUAAAUGUUUAUGCUCCCAAUUGGGAUGAUGUUGAUUUUAUUAAUAAACUUAUUUCUUUGCUGCCCAAUCUCAACUCACACUAUUUAAUUGAAUUGUGUGGUACACCCAGUCUUGGACCGCUCAAACCCUACAUCAAUAUCUCCCUCAAAAAUGACCAGCGUUUUGUCUGCAUUCAUGAGCCAGGCGGGAUGUGUCGAUCCAUGGAGAUUCCUUUUUCCCAGUAACAAAGAUUUGUCUUUCUUUUCACAUGUGCACCACUCCCCUUCUCCCCUCUGUUAAGAAAGUAGAAUACUCUGCCAUUGUUAUUAGUGACCAUGCUCCUCUGUCGCUCGACCUCUCAUUCUCAUUGUUGGGUAGAGCAUGGCGCUUGCAACGCCAGGGUUGUGGGUUCGAUUCCCACGGGGGGCAGUAUGAAAAAUGUAUGCACUCACUAACUGUAAGUCGCUCUGGAUAAGAGCGUCUGCUAAAUGACUAAAAUGUAAAUGUAAACUAUACAGAUCGCCCCCCAUGGAGACUUAACUCAUCUUUUCUUUCAAACAAUUAAUUCUGCACCAUUCUAUCGAAUGUAAUUGAUGUCUUUAUUGAGACAAAUAGAACAGAAUCGAUCUCUCCAUCUACACUUUGGGAAAAACUUAAAGUUGUUCUUAGAGGCGAAAUAAUUUCCUAUUCCUGUCUUCUCAAUAAACAACGGAAAAUUAAACAACAACAGCUGAUCAACGCAAUUCUGGAAUUAGACCAACAAUACUCUGCCUCUCCAUCACCAGAACUUUAAAAAAAAAGGCUGAGUCUUCAAACUCAGUACAAUUUACUAUCCACAGAUAAGGCUGAGCAGCAGCUACUCCGCGCACGCGGUUUUGUUUACGAACAUGGAGAAAAGGCUGGUCGACUUCUAGCUCAUCAACUCAAGUGCAAAUCUGCCUCACAGCUGAUCCCUCAUUCACAACACCUCGGGUGUCUUAACAGUUAGUCCUACUGAAAUCAAUAAUAUUUUCAACAAAAAAAAUAGAAUUCUACAAUAGGUUUUCUGCCAAACUGGCCCCCCUCCUGCUUGUGUUUGAAAAUGCCCUGGACCAGGGUGUUUUAUCCCAAACCCUGACAGAGGCGUCGAUCACACUUUUGUUAAAACCCGGCAAAUAUGCAUCUGAGUGUGCUCAUACAGACCGAUCUCCCUUUUAAAUGCAGAUGUAAAAAUAUUAGCGAAAUUGCUUGCCUCUCGAAAAGAAUCCACUAUGACAGACAUCAUAUCAACGGAUCAGAUAGGCUCUGGAUAAGAGCGUCUGCUAAAUGACGUAAAUGUAAAUGUAAAUUAAGGGUUGCCACUCCUUUUCUAACAUUCGACGUCUGCUUAAUGUCAUACACUCUCCUGCAUCUUCGGACGUUCCUGAAGUAGUUAUCGCUUUAGAUGCGGAGAAGGCAUUUGACAGGGUAGAAUGGGAAUAUUUAUUCUCUGUACUGGGAAAAUGUGGCUUUGAUGCAAACUUCAUUUCCUGGGUCCGACUGUUGUACUCAUCACCCAAGGCAUCAGUACUUACAAACAAACUUCGUUCACAGUAUUUCCCAUUAUCAAGGGCCACACACCAGGGAUGUCCAAUGUCCCCUCUGUUAUUUGUCCUGGCGAUGGAACCCAUUUUACAUUUACAGUGAUUUAGCAGACGCUCUUAUCCAGAGCGACUUACAGGAGCAAUUAGGGUUAAGUGCGUUGCUUAAGGGCACAUCGACAGAUUUUUCACCUAGUCGGCUCGGGGAUUAGAACCAGCGACCUUUCGGUUACUGGCACAAGGCUCUUACCCACUAAGCUACCUGCCGCCCUCACCCCUUUCUAUUAUGCUAAAGGACACACCCUCAAUACAUGGUAUCUACAGAUGGGGACUGGAACACAAAGUUUCCUUGUAUGCAGAUUACUUGCUUUUAUAUAUCUCAGACCCUGAAGCGUGUGGACCUACUGCGUAUGUUUGGUGUGUUUUCGGGUUAAAAAUUGAAUUUCUCAAAAAGUGAAUGUUUUCCUAUUCAUUAAAUAGCAUUACAAAUUCCACGGGAUACUAUUCCAUGUCCAAGUCUGGCUUUAAAUAUUUAGGGAUCAGGAUCACCUAUACCUUGUUUUCCCUCCAUGAUGAGAACUUUACUCCCCUGAUUAGCAAACUUAAACUGGACUUUCAGAGAUGGAGUAUUCUCCAUUUUACUUUAGCUGGUAAAGUGAAUUGUAUCAAGAUUAAUGUAUUGCCCAGAUUUCUGUAUUUGUUCCAAUGUCUCCCUCUUUUUUUACCAAAGGCUUUUUUCACUUCAGUGGAUAAGCUUAUAUCUUUUUUUUUAUGGGGCGGUGGGAAUCCAAGAAUACAUAAAGCAUUCCUCCAGAGAGAUAGAACACACCGAGGACUAGCCCUUCCUAACUUUAUGUAUUAUUACUGGGCAGCGAAUAUACAAAUGAUUGUUUACUGGCUUUGUACCCUAGAAACGGACUGGUGUCAAACAGAAGCCAACUCCUAUUUCUCCUCCUCUUUGUCAGCUUUAGUCACCUCCAAUCUCCCUCUUUCAGCUUUGCGCUACACAUCCAAUCCAAUUGUUGUCAAUACUCUUAAAAUUUGGACUCAAUUCCGUCAACAUUUUAAAUUCUGUGAUUUCUCUAUUCAAGGUCCUAUAUGUAAUAAUCACCUCUUCCUUCCAGGCAAACUGGAUUCAGCUUUCAGGCUGUGGCAGCGGAUUGGCCUUACUAAGUUUAAUUAUCUUUAUAUUGAUGGCACCUUUGCCAAUUUCGAAGACCUUUAUCAAAUUGAAUCUACCCCAUUCAAGUUUAUUUUGGUAUUUCCAAAUCCGCCAGUUUAUUCGCACUCAAAGCCCAACCUUUCUAAUUCUAUCACCCGGAUCGGGUCUGGAUGCCCUUUGGAAAACACCUUUUCAACUAAAGGGACUCAUAUCCCGUAUUUUUGAGAUAAUAAUGUCCCUUGAUAACCCGUCACUCAAUAAAAUCCGAUCUGAGUGGGAAAGGGAACUUGGUGGAGAGAUAUCUGAUGAAGUCUGGAAUGGUGCCUUACUUAGGGUAAAUGGAAGCUCCUCUUGUGCCCUGCUCAGCCUUAUACAGUUUAAGGUACUUCACUGUAUCCAUUUCAGUAAGGCCAGAUUGUCCAAAUUCUACCCAAAUAUUGAUGGUACCUGUGACAGGUGUAAAGGCUCCUUGGCAGACUUGACCCACAUGUUCUGGUCCUGUCCCUGUCUGGCAGAUUAUUGGUCCAUUAUAUUUAAAACCCUUUCUGAAGCAUUUGAUAUAAAGUUGCAGCCUAGUGCAGAAAUGGCUAUUUUUGGAGUACCAAACAACAAUCCUUCUCUGACCAAUAGACAGCUGGAUGCCAUUGCCUUUGCCUCCCUGUUAGCCUGCAGAAGGAUUUUAUUGGAUUGGAAAUCUAUCAAUCCUCCAUUAGCCUCUCUUUGGCUCAAAGAUCUGAUGCUGUUCCUAAAAUUAGAAAAAAUUAAGUAUACCAUUCGAGGGUCAACCAACUCAUAUUAUUCCACCUGGUACCCAAUGAUAUCCUAUUUUGACCAGCUGCAAAACACUUCCUCCAGAUUAGUACUCUUGGCCCCACCCCCACCCUUUGAGAUUACUGCUAUAGGCCUAUAAGAUCACUUAAUCACCUGAAAUUGUUAGGCUAUUACAUUUUUGCUUGUAUUGAAGUAACAUUGUUGUACACUUUUGUUUUGUUUUCUAACAUGUACAGUGGGGGAAAAAAGUAUUUAGUCAGCCACCAAUUGUGCAUGUUCUCCCACUUAAAAAGAUGAGAGAGGCCUGUAAUUUUCAUCAUAGGUACACGUCAACUAUGACAGACAAAAUGAGAUUUUUUUUCUCCAGAAAAUCACAUUGUAGGAUUUUUUAUGAAUUUAUUUGCAAAUUAUGGUGGAAAAUAAGUAUUUGGUCAAUAACAAAAGUUUCUCAAUACUUUGUUAUAUACCCUUUGUUGGCAAUGACACAGGUCAAACGUUUUCUGUAAGUCUUCACAAGGUUUUCACACAUUGUUGCUGGUGUUUUGGCCCAUUCCUCCAUGCAGAUCUCCUCUAGAGCAGUGAUGUUUUAGGGCUGUCGCUGGGCAACACGGACUUUCAACUCUCUCCAAAGAUUUUCUAUGGGGUUGAGAUCUGGAGACAGGCUAGGCCACUCCAGGACCUUGAAAUGCUUCUUACGAAGCCACUCCUUCGUUGCCCGGGCGGUGUGUUUGGGAUCAUUGUCAUGCUGAAAGACCCAGCCACGUUUCAUCUUCAAUGCCCUUGCUGAUGAAAGGAGGUUUUCACUCAAAAUCUCACGAUACAUGGCCCCAUUCAUUCUUUCCUUUACACGGAUCAGUCGUCCUGGUCCCUUUGCAGAAAAACAGCCCCAAAGCAUGAUGUUUCCACCCCCAUGCUUCACAGUAGGUAUGGUGUUCUUUGGAUGCAACUCAGCAUUCUUUGUCCUCCAAACACGACGAGUUGAGUUUUUACCAAAAAGUUCUAUUUUGGUUUCAUCUGACCAUAUGACAUUCUCCCAAUCCUCUUCUGGAUCAUCCAAAUGCACUCUAGCAAACUUCAGACGGACCUGGACACGUCUGGCACUGCAGGAUUUGAGUCCCUGGCGGCGUAGUGUGUUACUGAUGGUAGGCUUUGUUACUUUGGUCCCAGCUCUCUGCAGGUCAUUCACUAGGUCCCCCUGUGUGGUGCACAAUUGGUGGCUGACUAAAUACUUUUUUCCCCCACUGUAACUCAAUUACUUUGUGUUUGGAGGCAUUCUGAGGGGGGACAAAAAGGGGAAGAAUGUACAAUGUCUUUACAUUUUAUCUUUCAUUCAUUGUGAAUAAAAAUAUUAUAUAAAGAAUUUUAUCCAAUACAGGAUACAGGGCCUUGCCGUUUCCUUACAUAGUAAUGUCUUUGAUGGAGCCGCUCCUCUCCCCUGUCACCCCUACCCUCUAACCCACACUACUGUGCUGCAUUUGGACAGACCAGCACACAGGAGUGCUAACAGAUGCACACACUCUCACACAAGACAAGACCCAGCCCACAAGACAAGGAGCUCCCUGUCUUACCACACACACACACAUUUGCAGUAGCAGUGUUUUGCAUGUUAUCUGGGCACUCAGCUCAGGUAACAUGCUCAGUCUGAAUAAUCUUCCUUCUCGGUUGUUUUCCCUGCAGUCCUCUGUAUUUAUUCAAUCUCUUAAUGAGUAAAUUAGCUGGAGGUAGAAGACUCAUUGUAGUAUUUAAGCCUGGGACUGUCAGACCAAUGUCAUAAUCUUGACUUUUAUUCAUAAGAUCCGAACCACUGCACAUUCCCCACAGGCGGGAGGAAAUUUGGUUAUCUACGUGGAGACAACAAAGUGGCAGUCAGGAAAUGAAAUGAGACAUUGUAGAGAAGCUGUGUUUCCCCUCAGGACAGACGGAGUAACCCAUUGAGCUGAUUGAUUUCCCACGCUCUUCUCAAUGGGCCUAAAGCUCGCUCUCAAUCUGGAUGGGGAAGUUUGAUGUAUCUAAAAGGUCAAUCUAGGAGUGGUUGAUUAGAAAUGUCAGAUAUUCUAACUUUCUGUAGGCGUAGCUACCCCAGGGUGUACUACUUCUCGAUAUAAUUUAAAAAGGGAUUUCUCUGUUGCCGGAGGCUUGUGAAACUGCAGCGAUUUGUUUUCGAUUUAUUUAUUUCUUUGCUCUUUCCUCGUCUACUUUUGUAAUUUUUCUCCACGGGACUACAGAUGGUUAUUAAAGGUCUAUGUUCCUCCUGCAAAAUGAGACCAUUUAUUAUUCAAAUGUGGGUUUGGGCAACAUUUACACAGUACGGAAGCUAAAUAUUUAUUUCCCUUUGCCUGGCUGUUUUAAGCACUAUGUUUGUUCUUUAUUAUGCUCUGUACAUAAUAAUAUGACGUAUUAUGCUAGUAAGAUAUGCAAUAGUUUUUCUGUGAGCCAGAAGGGUACGAGUGUAGGUUUAGUAGCUCAACUGCAGUUUGAUUUUUUUUUUUAACCUUUAUUUAACUAGGCAAGUCAGUUAAGAACAAAUUCUUAUUUACAAUGACGGCCUACACCGGCCAAACCCGGACGACACUGGGCCAAUUGUGCGCUGCCCUAUGGGACUCCCAAUCACGGCCGAUUGUGAUACAGCCUGGAAUCGAACCAGGGGGUCUGUAGUGACGCCUCAAGCACUGAGAUGCAGUGCCUUAGCCAUGGAUGCAGGAUUUCCAAUGCUGAGACUGUGUAGAAUAUCACUCUGCCUGGUUUGUUACUGGCCAGCCAGGGGCUCAUAGGGAAUGACUCUUAUCUAUCUGUGGGUUCUCAGGGCUGCCAUCGAGGAAACCUACUCCAAGUCCAUGAGCAAACUGGCCAAGAUGGCAAGCAAUGGAAGCCCACUAGGGUGAGUAUAUUAGACAACUGUUGUCAUCAACAUCUCAGUUUAGAGAGCAGUAUUCUUAUCAUAAUGAAAUCAACUGUUCCAUAUGUUGGCAGGCUGCCUACAGGAUGUACAGUAGUUUGUCUGUAUGAUUAGGGUCUAUGAUUCUCUAGGGUCUAUGAUUACUGGGUCAUAGGUCAGGGAUGUGAUCUACUCCAUCAUCCCAGAACUCUCUGUCUUCUUCACUUCCUGUGUGUGUUGUUUUGGGUUGCUUUGGUUUGUUUAACUCUAGAAAUGCACCAUAAAGAUGGACUUUAAUGUCAUAUUACCAUUCAAACAAAAGUCACCUCUGAAAAUGUACACAGUAUACAACAUGCUCUUUUCAUGACAAACUGACCAGGUGAAUCCAGAUGAAAGCUAUGAUCCCUUGUCCACUUCAAUCAGUGUAGAUGAAGGGGAGGAGACAGGUUAAAUAAGGAAUUUUAAGCCUUGAGACAAUUGAGACAUGGAUUGUGUAUGUGUGCCAUUCAGAGGGUGAAUGGGCAAGACAGAAGAUUGAAGUGCCUUUGAACGGGGUAUGGUAGUAGGUGCCAGGCGCACCGGUUUGAGUGUGUUAAGAACUGCAAAGCUGCUGGGUUUUUCACGCUCAACAGUUUCCCGUGUGCAUCAAGAAUGGUCCACCACUCAAAGGACAUCCAGCCAACUUGACACAAUUGUGGGAAGCAUUGGAAGCAACAUGGGCCAGCAUCUCUGUGGAAUGCUUUCGACACUUUGUAGAGUCCAUGCCCCGACUAAUUGAUGCUGUUCUAAGGGCAAAAGGGGGUGGAACUCAAUAUUAGGAAGGUGUUCCUAAUGUUUGUACACUCAGUAUAUGUCAUUAUUAGAUUUAAAAAAGUUGGCCUUAGGACUUUAUAUAAUGUAGGUGACAUAUUGCUGUGUGGCCCUCAGGACGUUUGCUCCUAUGUGGGACGUGUUCCGGGUGUCAUCAGACAAGCUGUCUCUCUGCCACCUAGAGCUGAUGCGCAAGAUGAAUGACCUCAUCCGGGACAUCAACAAGUAUGGUGACGAGCAGGUCAAAGUUCACCGCAAGGUAACAUGAUGAAGCCCCUCUUCUCACCAUAUAUUUCCAUGAUCAUGCCCAAACUAUCCCCCCCAUGAAUCACUCACUAUAUUCUCAUCUAUAACGGCCAAUCUACAAUCAUUUAAUAAUAUGUGCGUGGUUUGUUUCUCACAGACCAAGGAGGAGCAGGUAGGGACCCUGGAGGCGGUUCAGGCGGUUCAGGUCCAAAAUGGAUAUCUCCAGAAGUCCAGGGAGGGCUACCACGCCAAGUGUAUUGAGCUAGACAGACUGAGGAAAGAGGGAGCCCCCCAGAAAGAACUGGAGAAGGUCUGUCCACUAGGCGUCAUUCUGUAUAACUACAGUAGAGCUGUCUUAACUGUUAUAUAACCACAGGGUGCCUACUGUUUAUAAAUGAAUGGUUGCUGGAAGUUUACUGACUACUAAUGGUAGGCUAAGAUAGAUAGUCAAACAAGGUUAUUAUUAUAACAGAUCAUUUGUUCUCACCAGGAUAAAUAAAGGUUUAACUAAUGACUGGAUAAAGGCUAUAAUCAUCCUCUCUCUCCUCUCACUAGGCGGAGCUGAAGUCUAAGAAAGCUGCCGAGUUGUUUGCUGUGUGUAUAGAGAAGUAUAACCGCGUGGGGGGAGACUUUGAGCAGAAGAUGAGCGAAUCAGCUCAGGUCAGUCAGUCCACUGGUCCUGGGGCGGGUUAGACAGACGCCCUGGAGGAACCAGACAUGUUAUAACACUUUGUCCCAAUCCUGCAGUUCCCUUAAAUUAACAUAAACCCCUUUUAUUCACAAUGAACACAUCUCCAUGGCUACCUGCAGUUUCCAAGGAAACCCUUAACAAACCCGAUGAACGUUGCUAUAUUUGGGUAUGAAAUGAUGAUUGGAAUCCUGGUGACCAAUUACCUGUUUAAUAGCUACAAUGGGAGAUAUGUCCCUAAUUAUGAGUGGGGUAGAGAGAGCUCAGUGUGGCUUUAUGAAGACUACAGCCCAGAACAUGACAGGGGGAAAUGACCUGUUCUUUCAAGCCAUUACUCUAGCCCACAUGCAGUGUUGUGAUUAGUACCAGGUUAUUACCUGGGAUGGAAACGAUUAUGCUCCCUGCUCCCCUGCUUUGGUCUGUGCCUGGUUCUAUUCCUUUACAGUUGCCAUGGCUGAUAAGUGCCUUUUGUUUUUGUGUCUUGGGGUUCUUUGGGUUUCAGUUCUUACUACUUAACUGCACAUUGAGGUAGUUUGUGCUAGCAUUUUGUGAUGUUUUGUGGGUAUUUUGAGUAGCGUUUUGGUGUGCUUUGGGGUAGUUUGCUGUAAUUAGGACCGAUCUUGGUGUUUGAACACUGUUGUAUUCCCUUCUUGGGUACAGAAGUUCCAGGACAUUGAGGAGGCCCACCUGAGGCAGAUGAAACAGCUGGUCAAGGGAUACUCCCACUCCAUAGAGGACACCCACGUCCAGGUGGGACAGGUAGGUCACCCAGGCACUGACCCAGGAGGCCACAGGAUGAGUCUGGUUGGAGGGAUUUAACUGCCCUCUCUGAGGGGUUAUCUCCUGCUAUAGUCAAACUUCACAUCCACAACACACACACUCCAAACCCCUCUCUCUCAGGCAUGCUUAUUCUCUCUUCAGACUGUAACGAGCCCCUCUGUCCUCUGUUCAGGUCCAUGAGGAGUUCAAACAGAACGUGGAGAACAUCGGCAUAGAUAACCUCAUCCAGAAGUUUACAGAGCAGAAGAGCACAGGGAAGGACAGACCAGGUAUAUCACACAGACACCAAAAACAGAUGGUUUGAUCCCAGCAUGUGUCCCAUUUGUCCUCACUGUGGUGUGUCCCUAUGUGUGGCAGCCCUGGUGGGGUUUGAGGAGUACAUGACAGCUUUAGUACCGGAGGGGAGUAAGAAGAGUCGAGGAAAAGCCUUCAGGAUUCCUGGACUGGGCAAGAGGGACAAAGAGCCAGACUCAACGUGAGCCCAGACACACACACAAACGGACGAUAAAUCCCAAUUACCCGCACUCUCUUUUGUCAGCUUCAUCUGUGAUAUUAUCUUGUCACUUACAUUCACCUAUGUGUUGCUUUUUGCAGGGAUUCGGCUGUGACGGAGACACCAGUGAGUAUAUGCUAAUUUACACUUGUACACAGUGGCACGAAAACCAUCAAGUCAAUGGCAGUUUAUCCAUGAUCAGUUCUACAUACGUGGUGGUGGUGGUUUAAACAGCACAUCACUUUGCUCCCCCUGCCAACUUACUGACAGACACAUCGACGUGUGUGUGUCACGGUGUGCAUUUGUGCGUGUGUAUGAGCAAGGGAGAGUAGUCAUAUGUGUGACAAUGACGUGUCUGGCAGUGUUGGGUUACCUUGCCUAUUUUUAUCCUUCUGAGAAGGGGCUUUUGAGGUUGGGUGGAGAUCAGUGGGCUGCCAGGACUGUUUUAACAGACAAGUGUCACAUGGGGGGGGGGGUUGUUAUUAAGCAUAUCAAACACUAGGAUCAAGUAUUUAUGUUAGUGUCUGACAUUGCUGGGUAUUCUCUAUUCUGCAUACAGAACUCUCCCCUGGAGGUGGAUGAGGAGGGGUUUGUCAUUCGAGGCGACGUCAAUCAGAAUGAUAUCCUUUCCAGGCAGUGACACUGACUAUCAGAUGAGAGGCUAUCUCUCUACUAUAUUGUAGUAAUAUUUGCCUUUGACAGACCUCUUUAUCGUCAUAAUGAAAACAAGGCUUCCUGCCACUGUGUAAGAGAGUAUUCUGUCUUUAUAAAGCACUCUAGACCUGGGAUCAUCAACUAGAUUCAGCCGUGGGAUGAUUAUUUGCUUGAGCGGAUGGUCGGGGGGCCGGAACAUAAUAACAAAUAAUUUGUAGACUGCAAAUUGACCGCAAGAAGCCCAAACAGAUAUAAUAUUUGACUAAAACGUAAUAAUUUCAAACCUUCCUUACAUUUGUAUAUGAUCCCGUGUCUCUCUAUUAUGCGUGGAAAUACUUGGGAACAGAUUUCCCAAAUUAAAAUAACCUGGAGCUGAUUUCCUGGUGUUUUUACAGUUUUUUAUGUCCAGUUGGGGAACCCUGCUCUAGACCGUCUCCUAUUAGAUUAAUAGAACAUUAGCUAGGUCUCCCUGGCGCCUGGCUGGUAGGAGCGUUGGGCCAGUAACUGAAAGGUUGCUGGAUCAAAUCCCCGAGCUGACAAGGUAAAUAUUGGUCGUUCUGCCCCUGAGCAAGGCAGUUAACCCACUGUUCCCCGGGCGCCGAUGACGUGGAUAUCGAUUAAGGCAGCCCCCCGCACCUUUCUGAUUCAGAGGGGUUGGGUUAAAUGCGAAAGACACAUUUUAGUUGCAUUGUUGUACAACUGACUAGGUAUCCCCUUUUCCCUUGUCCCUUUCCCUAAGGGACAUUUAAAUGGACUGAAAUGCUCUCUCUGUCCUUAGUCCAACUCCAGUCCAUUAUGAGGCUGGGGCGAUGGGGGCCAUGAUAGCAGGCUACCUUGUCAUUCUGUCACUGUCUCCUCAGCAGAGCACAGUUGUUAGACCCAUCAGGCCUUUUAUGUAACGGCCAAAUAUACUGACACUAGAUCUGUUUCUCUCUCGGGCACAACACACCUGUGAACAAACCGACACAAACACACAUGCAUGCAGAUGAACGUGUAAGAACAGGAUGGAGAUAAGGUUGGCUGGAGGUGCAGGAUGUUGUGGUUGUCUGUUUUAUACGCUGUUACCUCUGGUGCACUCCAGCUCUGUGUUUGUCACAGCAGUCCUGUACUCUCUAGUCUACAUGCAUUGAUUUUCUGGCCCCAGAGGGGAUUAAUAAAGCCAUAUAGGAUUAUCCUCAAUAAAAUGCCUGCAGCCUGAGUGAAAACAUUUUUGCAAUAAAGCUCAAGCAAGCCUACAGGAACAUUUUCCACUGCUUUCUAAACUCAUAGAUGGUUGUCACUGUGUCUGUAUAAAUAGGACAAUGGAAACCCUGACACUCCCAAAGUUGUCCUUGGCAAGCUGCAUUAGGCCUUCUUCCCUCCAUUCAAGCCUCUAUCUCAGGUCACUGCUCCUUAACCCAGCUCUCUGUCCUUACGCUGCUCGACGGAGGACAAGGAGAACGACUUCUACUCCAGCGACUCUGACUUUGACGACGAAGAGCCCAAGAAGUUCCACAUCCAGAUCCGUCCGGUGGGCAGCAGCAACUCUGCUGCUACAGAGAUGGAGCUGAAGGCCACUGUGGGAGCACUCACACUGCCCCCCAACAGAGGGGUACGAUGGGAAAAGAAAAGGGGGAAGGAGGGGAUACAGGACCAGAGGGGAAGCAUGGAUGAGGUGAAAUGUGUCGCUAAUUUUCACAUGGUGGUAUCAGAAUAUAAUAAUAUAAUAUGCCAUUCAGCAGACGCUUUUAUCCAAAGCGAAUUACAGUCAUGUGUGCAUAAAUUUUUUACGUAUGGGUGGUCCCGGGGAUCGAACCCACUACCCUGGCGUUACAAGCGCCAUGCUCUACCAAUUGAGCUACAGAGGACCAAUUGAUUGAUUGAUGAAAAAGAGGAGCUCAGAAAUGCUUAUCUGUUUAUUGUGCCAUGUUUGUUUCUCCUGGUAUUAUGUCAUCAUGUUGUUGUAACAUAUAAACAUUCUUCAUUAUUUAGAUGCUUCCAGAAAGUGUAAUUAACACAUCUGCUCUCCCUCUGUUCCAGGUGUCAGUGAAACGUCAUCUCUCCAGUAAGUUCCAUUAAACUCUUGUUGAAAAAUAGUUGGGUUUCUGUCUGUCUCUGUCUGUGUUGUACGUGUACAUUUAUAUGUGGAUGUGGGCGCGCGCACGUUCUCUGAAUCCUUGUCUCCUCCACAGGAAACGGCAGUACUACAGGCUGUUCAGAGGGGGAGGGAGAGGGCGCCCCCCACAGGGGUAAGUGGAGUUAGCACUCUCUCCACACGACUGUUUCUGCAGCAUCAGCAGUCCACUCUCCACUGCCCUGCCUCUUACUUACUUUAUCAUUUCACCACAAUGUAUUCUAUCAGCGUUGAAAGGUCAUAAACGUCCAUUUCAUAUGGUAUUCAUGCACAAGGAUACUAUUACCCAAUCUUUAAUGUUACUACCAGUCUGAAGUGAUGUUGUGAAUGUGAUUUACUGUAUUGCUUCUGGCUAGUCUUAGCAGUGCGUAUCCGUCCAGUAAUACAUCCUAGAGGUGGCUGACCUUGGCUGAAUGACACUGUCUAUUUGUCACACCUCGGUCUGCCUGGAACAUGGUUUAUUAGGAGGGGAAUAGCAGCCUGUGAUGCUACAGUAGGAGGCUAUUUGCGGAGGAGAUGGGAUAAAGCAGGGGAAAUGAGCAGGCAUGAUUAACGAUGAGUGCCUUGAUUAAAACAGUAGCAUAAAGCGCUGGGCUGAUGCUGCUUAGAGAUCCAGGCUAAUGGCUGCUAUUUAUCAUUAUAGAAGAUAAUGGGCAUUCCCUUACGGCACUGCCCUCCAUAAGCACGCUAGUUAAUCACAUCUCCUCCUGAUUGGGACUGAUUGGGGAGCAGUCACGAAUUAAACUUCACUAACUGUGUGUGCGUACACUUUGCAGAGGGAGAGCAGGACGGCCUACGCAGAUCCACCUCAAGUCCGGAUCACAGCAGGUGAGUGAAUGUCAGUCAGUCUCGUCUCUUCUCUCCUCUCUCUGACGUUCAUAGCUGUAGCUGUGAGCUGCAGGGAGAUAGAGAGGUAGAGAGAUGCUGUGGGAGAGGAAGCCAGCCCGAGAUCUGAUGAUUGUGCUGCAUCACUCUGUCAAAUCCUGACAUUAUCUCUGGCUAUGCUUUUUAUUGGCUCCUGGUAAUGCAUAAUCUCCCGCUCUCUUCCCCUCUCUCAUUCCAUCCCACCCUCUAGGUUGAGUACUACUGCAUCACGCUCAGACAGUCUCUUUGGACCUCCUCUGGAGUCGGCCUUUAAGUCUAAAAGCUUUGCUAGUAGAGAGCAGCUACCGAGAGCAGAGAGUGUCUUUGGUGCAUCUGAAUGUAAAUAUAGUUCAUGUUAAUAUGAUAAUAUUAAUAAUAAUUGAAUGAUAAUAUAAUAAUACUAAUAAUAUUAUAUAUUAUUGAUGAAAAUUAGGGACAGAAGUUUUUCCCCAUCACAUAGUCAGUAAAAACUCCUGGUCCUAUGUAUGCAUGUAUGAUACAUACUGUUUCAGAUAGUAGAAUGAUCGUCUGCCCUUGUUCUCUCCAGAUGCUGCCUUCUCCACUGACUCCUCCUCUCCUGAAAACGUAGAGGACUCUGGGCUGGAUUCACCUUCCCAUCAGACCCUGGGCCCCUCCCCUGAGACGGCUGGUUGGGCAGCGUGGCCAUCAGCAGGUCAGAGUAAAGAACCAGCAGGACUGGGCAGGCCAGCAGACCCCUUCCUUACUGCCUUUAGAGACCCCUCCCCAGGACGCAGCACCCACCCCCAGGACGACCCUGCCAGUAUCUGGGCAGCUGCUCCUCGGUCCCCCCGCCCCCCUCCUGACAUGGACCUCUCGGCCCUCCGCUUCCCGGUCUUCUCCCAGUCCCUGGCCCCUCCAGAGCCGGACCCGGCCCUGUGGAGCUGUAAACACAUCCCUCCUGAGGACCCCUUUCUGGCCGCCUUUGAGAGGACCAUCACCCAAGAGACCCUGCCCCCCCCUGACGCCUGGGCCCCCCCACCCCCGCGCCCCUCCAGAGACGGGAGGGGGAUAGAGGUACGGAGCGAUCCCUUUGCCAUCUCCCUAAGUGACAGUAAAACCCUCCCCACCCCCUCCUCCUCCUUUUGCAAGGACAUGGACAGGAAACGAGACCGUAGCGUCCCGCCCCCAGAAUCACCUGACGACCCAUUCGCCAUCACUAUGAUUGGCAGCCCCACCCACCAGUCAGCCCUGGCUGCUGCGACAGGGGUCCUGACCCACAGUGUCAGCAGUAGUUGGCUGACCUCCAACUCCCUCCCCUUAUCCCAGCCGAAGAAGGAGCUGGUCCACUGGAACUCUGUCCACAACCCCUUCAGUGAGGGGACCUCUGCUGCGUCUCUGGCCCUGGGUGGAGUGGUGAAUGAGGGAGGGAGGAAGCAGCGCGAGUCACGCAGUGAAAGCGAGCCACGCAGGAGUGGCCUGCCUCUCACACUGCAUUCUGGGCCACAGGAGGACCUGUGCUUCUCUUCUGACAAAGACCAAAACUGUCUGGACCUGAACGCACCACAGCAAUCCUGCAACAUGGGCUCACACAAAGGUACAAAUGUUACACACUGCACUACUGGGCUCAAAUGUCUAUGCACUAGCUAUAUUUUGAGAUUGUAUCUUUAAAAAAAUAUAUAUUUCCCCAAAUAUAUUUCACACUAUUCAAAACGCCACACAGUCUUUUAGACUACUUCCUCUUGUCUUACAGGUUGUAAUAUUGGUCUUUCCUCUCUCCUUCCUCUCCAGGUUUGAAGCAUAGCUUCAGGCAGCACAGUGCAGAGCUGCUGGUGGCAGCUCCUCCCAGACCAGCCAGAGCCAAGAGGUCCUCAGGCAGACUGAGUGGCUGUGAGAGAGUGAGUGUCCUCAGGGAAAUCAACCUGACUACAGCAGCUCCGGUCUGGUCUCACUCACAGACCUGUGGCUUUUACAGCUAUAAGUCUGACAAGCAAGGCUAGAACAGUAGUCCUGUUCAUUCUUCCAAACAUGAUUGAUGACUGUAGAAAAAAAAAGUUACAACUAAAAUAUGUUUCUGAUUGAGCUGAGCAGAGAAAAUGUUCAGUGAAGGGGGUAUGUUCUGAACGAUGACAUUCUCCACACAUCCUCUCUGGUUCCUCCACACUGUAACCCUUAUUUAUCCCUGUUGUGUUUCAGUCCAGGUCAGUGUGCUCAUCUCCUCUGCCGGACCCCAGCCCAGACUUCACCUCAUCCUCUUCCUCCAGCCCCAGUGAGUGGGGGGCCCAGACCCGCACCACCAGCCCUGCCAGAGGUGGGCUGCCCUCCCCCCUCUCACACCUGCACCAAGACCACACACGCCUACACAGUUAGUCUGAACACAACCAUUUUCAUACCAAUAUUUUAAAGAUGCUCAAUAGCAUAAAGCACUUAUGAAUAAGGACAUUGUGCUUUGAACUUGUGUCUUAGACAUGGCUAUUUUUCCCACAGUGCAUCUGUCUCGCGGGCCGAGCCCGAUCUCCCUGAGCACCCAAGAGUCCUGGCCUGUGGCUGCAGCCAUCACAGAAUACAUCAACGCUUACUUCAAAGGUGGACAGCAUAACCGGUCAGUAUACAUAAGCUCUCUCUACACCAGAUCCAAUGUUAUUACCUUUUAUACACGGGCCUGCUGAAGGCGAAGCGUGUUUCUCUUCUCUCUUCUCCAGGUGUCUGGUGAAGAUCACAGGCGAUCUCACCAUGUCUUUUCCUGCUGGAAUCACUCGUAUCUUCACUGCUAACCCCAACACCCCGGUCCUCAGCUUUCGAUUGGUCAACAUCUCCCGGGUUGACCACUUUCUGCCCAAUCAGAAGCUGCUCUACAGGUAGAUUAAUAUGGGCUAUGGGAUUGGUUGUGGUGUUAUGAUAUAUAGACAGAUUGCUGAAAUGGUAGGAUAUAUCUCAUUCUCCUGAGUGUGUUAUUCUCCACAGUGACCCCUCUCAGAGUGACCCAGACACCAGGGACUUCUGGUUCAACAUGCAGGCACUGAACCUUUACCUGCAGAGAGAGGCGGAGCUCAACCCCCAGGCGUCCUACUAUAACGUGGCCCUACUCAAGUACCAGGUGAGUGAGUGAAGUACAGUGGAACUCUCUUACCCUCUGUCAUCUGAAGUUUCAAGUAUUCCUCAAGAAACACAUUUUCCCUUAUCUUCCAAAUGACAGCAUUGUCCUAACAUCAACAACCUCUCCCAACUCUGUUGUUUUUUUCUCAUUCCUUCCUUCCUUCUCUCCUUUCUCUCUCUCCCUCCCUCCCUCCCUCCCUUCUCAGGUGUCGUCCCAGGACCCUGGUCGCGCUCCCCUCCUGUUGUCAGCAGAGUGCCAGCGGAGUGGCACAGUGACCCGUGUGUCCCUGGACUACCACUGCUGCCCGGCCACCGCCCCCUCCACCCAGCUCACUGCUGUGCAGGUGCUGCUACCCCUCGACCACACCGCCACAGACCUGCAGUGCCAGCCCCCCGCAUCCUGGUGAGCAGUGGGAGGUGGGAAUGGAAGGAGGGAUGAAAGGAUAGAGGGAAGGAGAAAGGAUGAAUGGGUGGGGAGUGGGAGGAGAUAUGGAAAGGGAAGGAAGGGAGGCAGAGAGAUGAAGGGUGGAUGAAUGGGGAGAACAGGAGAAUGGGCGGAUGGUAGAAGGUCAAGGGAAAGGGUGUGGAUACUUUAGACUGGGUGGGCCUCACUGACCUUUUGUUGUCUACCUUCACAGGAAUACUGAGGAACGACGGCUACUGUGGAAACUACCCAACCUCUCCCCCACCAACCAAAGCAAAGGUUACUGACCUGUCAACAGUACACCCAUCUCACUUAAUGGCCACAUAUCGGUCAUAUUCUAGCCAUAGAAAUUAUAGAUAAGGACAUAUAAAUGCAGUAUAAUGUACAUUCUUACAAGUCUUUGACAACAUAAUUGCAUUGAGUGCCACCCUUUUCUCUAUUUUAAUAUGCAGCCUCUAUGAAGGUGUCAUAGUCCUAAAUAUCAAGAUUAGCAUAUGAAAGCUGAGCCCGUGAGUGAGAGAUGGGUAACACGGCUAUUUAUAUGCCUUAUGAAUAGAGGGAAGUUUGGGGAAUAUUAAAGCCUGAACAUCAUCAUUUAUAGGCAGUGAUCAGAAUCUCGGAAAGGUUACAAUAACUCCUUUACUGUUCGCCCUAUACAAAUACCUUUUUCUCCUUGGUACAGUGCCUUCAGAAAGUAUUCAUACCCCUUGACUUAUUCCACUUUGUUGUGUUACAGCCUGAAUUCAAAAUGGAUUCAAUUUUUUUUAAAUCCUCACACAUCUACACACAGUACCCCAUAAUGACAGUGAAAACAUGUUUUUAUACAUUUUAGCAAAUUUCUUUAAAUUAUAUACAAAAAUAUCUCAUUUACAUAAUGCUGCAUUUAGACGAAGGACGCAACAAAUAUCAUACCAGUCGGCAUAGCGGGGCAAGAAAGACUGACGGCAAAAGCAAGCCAGCACAACGGUAUGCGUGCUAUGGUGAUUGCAGUAAACAAACAUCCGGUGCAAAUAAACAGUGCAAAUCUACAUCCGGUAGAAAACAUCGCAACAGCAGACUGCAAAAGUUGAAAUAUUUUAACCGUGGCGGCAGACAGCAUUCACCGCCAGCCUCAACGGCAUUUACUGUCAUGCUCUCAUUGAAAACAAUGACAUCCGGUUUGCUGUCUACCUCGUACCAUCUAAACACAACAUAAGUAUUCACACCCGAGUCAAUACUUUUGUAUACUCAAGGACGUUCACAUUCUUGUUCUGAAGCCAUUUCAGCGUCGUUUUGGUUGUAUGCUUGCGGUCAUUGUCCUGUUGGAAUGUAAAUCUUCGCACCCAGUCUAAGGUCGUUUGCACUCUGAAGCAAGUUCUCAUCAAGGAUUUGCCUGUAUUUGGCUCCCUCUUUCCUUACCAGUUUUCCAGUCCCUACUGCUGAAAAGCAUCCCCAUUCUGCCACCACCGUUUUUCACAGUAGGGAUGGUGUUAGACAGGUGAUGAGCUGUGUCUGGUUUUCUUCAGACAUAGUGCUUUGCAUUCAGAGUUCCAUUUUUUUCUCUUUCACGUGCCUUUUUGCAAACUCCAGGCGUGCGGUCGAGCCUUUUUCUCAGGAGUGACUUCCUUCUGGCCACUCUCCCAUAAAGCCCAGAUUGGUGAAGCGCUGUAGAGGCUGUUGUCCUUCUAGCAGGUUCUCCCAUCUCAGCCAAGGAACUCUGUAGUUCUGUCAGAGUGGUCAUUGGGUUCUUGGUCACCUCCCUGAACAAGGUCCUUCUUGCCCGGUUGCUCAGUUUGGUCAGACAGCAGCCCAAGGCAGAGUCUGGGUAGUUUCAUAUUUUUCAUUUCCCAAUGAUGAGUGGUCUUGGAAACUUUCAACACUAUAUAAAUUGUUUUAUACCCUUCCCCAGAUAUAGGCCUGUGAAAAUUCUAUAUUGGCGAUCUACGGACAGUUCCUUGGACUUCAUGGUAUAGUUUCUGCUCUGACGUGCACUGUCAUAUAGACAGGUGUGUUUCUUUCUAAAUUAUGUCCAAACAAUUGAAUUGGCCACAGGUGGACUCCAAUCAAGUUGUAGUGACAUCUCAAGGAUGAUCAAAGGAAAUUGGAUGCACCUGAGCUCAAUGUGGAGUGUCAUAGCAAAGGGGUGUGAAUACUUAUGUAAAUUAGAUAUUUCUGUAUUGCAUUUUCAAUAAAUUUGCUAACAUUUCUAAAAACAUGUUUUCACUGUCAUUAUGGGGUAUUGUGUGAAAAAUAUUUUAUCCAUUUUCAAUUCAAGCUAUAACACAACAAAAUGUGGAAUAAGUCAAUGGGUAUGAAUACUUUCUGAAGGCACUCAUUGCAAUCAUUUCAGUGGCCAGUCUGGCCACCAAUCUACCUGGUGAUAACAGAUUGUACUGUCCGAUUGCCACAUAGACAAUACCACAAGUCAGUGUGAUUAACUUGCUCCUGUUAGUGGAGGGGAACUGAAGAAUGUGUCACUUGUUGGUUGUUCCAGGCUCUGGCACUCUGUGUGCCAGCUGGCAGUGCCUAGAGGUUCCUCGCGGCCCUCCCCCCAGCCUGGCAGUCCAGUUUGUUGGAUCCGGGGCCUCUCUUUCAGGCAUGGACGUGGAACUGGUGGGCAACCACUACCGUAUGUCCCUGGUAAAGAAGAGAUUUGCCACAGGUAGAGGAACACCAUCUGUUACUAGGCCUGGCCAAUAAGAUACAGUAUGUGGGCCCUGGAGUUUCACAAGGUAGUAUGACGUGUGAAAUCCAUGAAAUGUUCAUAUGUUUGUCUCCUUGGCAGGGAAGUACAUGGCAGGCUGCACCUUGUGAGGAGGAGUAGGAGUGCCCAGGUCACCGUUGGGAGUUACUGGAUUACACAUUGCACUUUUAGCCCUCUGGGCCAUAUCGACCUAUUCCUCCAGGAGGGAGAGGACAGACAGACUGGGAUGGUUUUGACGUUGGGACCACGCACCGUGCUCAGACUCAUUCUCCUGCACUUGACGUGUAUGGUGUCCUGGCCGCUAUGGACCAAACUCAUUUUGGGACCUAGCCUUUAUUUUUUUUGCCGUUCAGCUCUGCGUUGUACACACAAUCCUCGCCAUUUUCCAGGGGAGUGUACCCUUUUCUCUUUGUACAGAAUCUUGUUCUGUUUGCAUUGUGUUCGUGUGCCUUUAUAUCAGGAGUUUGAAAACUGGAUGUAUGAAGUUGGUUUUAUUGAAGAGAUCAAUUGUGUAUGAAUAAAUAAACAUACUUGUCGAAC